Messenger RNA from Daucus carota subsp. sativus, 2340 nucleotides. RefSeq names its product protein REDUCED WALL ACETYLATION 2-like. The transcript is spliced from 16 exons. The record is from RefSeq and is a predicted model, not a curated record. Gene Ontology annotation, cellular component: Golgi apparatus. Bases 347 to 1987 code for a protein of 546 amino acids. Gene Ontology annotation, molecular function: acetyltransferase activity. Gene Ontology annotation, biological process: xyloglucan metabolic process; xylan biosynthetic process; plant-type secondary cell wall biogenesis. NCBI's taxonomy places the organism in Eukaryota, Viridiplantae, Streptophyta, Magnoliopsida, Apiales, Apiaceae.
AUCUACUAAAAUCUCAUUCAUUAAUCAACACUGUCCCGGUCCCAACCAACUAACUUGACAGGAGAAGCGAGAAAAUAAAAACAGAUUACGGUAUCGUAACGCGUAGAUCACCGUCACUCGCCUCUCAUUCAUUUCACUUACUGCCCCAAUUUAUACUCGCGCAACAAAUAUAGAGUAAAUUCAUAAAUACACACACCUAUAUAUAUACUUACACCUCUUUUUACUCUCAGAUCUCGUGUCGGUUGGAUACAAAUCAUACUCGCAUUUCACUAUUUGGUCAUUAUUUACUUUAAAUUUUCAAUUGUAUCUGUGAUUGAGUGUGAUUUUGAGUUCGGUGUUGAUAAUUAUGGUGAUCUAUGAGCCUGUCUCGCCUGGUCAGGUCUCAUUUUUGCUUGGUUUUGUCCCAUUAUUUGCAGCCUGGUUAUAUUCUGAAUUUUUGGAGUACAGACAGAAAUAUGUUGUUCCGGCAAAAGUUGGUAGGAGUUCUGACAUCAAUCUGGUUCAACUGGGGGACGAAACAAUUAAAGAAGACGAUCGAGCUGUUUUAUUGGAAGGAGGUGGACUACAGUCGGCCUCUCCUAGAGCUCGCAGUACAUCCUCUGCAUCUCAUAUCAUCAGGUUUUUUCUGAUGGAGGAGUCCUUUUUGCUCGAAAACCGCUCGACACUGAGAGCUAUAUCGGAAUUUGGUGGACUGUUGAUCUAUUACUACUUAUGUGACCGGACAAAUCUUUUUGGUGAAUCGAAAAAGAGCUACAACCGGGAUCUUUUCUUAUUUCUCUACUUUCUGCUCAUCAUAGUUUCCGCAAUCACUUCUUUCAAGCGUCAUCAUGAUAAGUCACUUAUAUCGGGAAAAUCCAUACUCUAUCUGAACAGGCAUCAAACGGAGGAGUGGAAAGGUUGGAUGCAGGUGUUGUUUCUAAUGUACCACUACUUUGCCGCAACAGAAUAUUAUAAUGCUAUCCGAAUUUUUAUUGCUGGUUAUGUUUGGAUGACUGGAUUUGGGAACUUCUCAUAUUAUUACAUCCGUAAAGAUUUCAGCCUUGCAAGGUUUGCUCAGAUGAUGUGGAGGCUUAACUUUCUGGUGUUCUUUUGUUGCCUCGUCCUGAACAACAGUUAUACGCUAUACUACAUAUGCCCUAUGCACACACUAUUUACCCUCAUGGUGUAUGGGGCACUUGGUAUAUACAAUAAAUAUAACGAAAAUGGAACUGUUAUUGCUGCAAAAUUCAUAACCUGCCUACUGGUGGUUAUAUUAAUAUGGGAAGUACCUGGAGUUUUUGAUGUUGUCUGGAGCCCGUUCACCUUCCUUCUUGGGUACACUGAUCCUGCCAAACCUAAUCUUCCCGUCAUGCACGAGUGGCAUUUUCGCUCAGGCCUUGAUCGCUACAUAUGGAUUGUUGGAAUGCUGUAUGCAUAUUAUCAUCCUACAGUCGAGAGGUGGAUGGAAAAGCUUGAGGAAAUGGAAGCAAAACGCAGGAUAAUAAUUAAAUCAGUUGUUGUGACAAUCUCCUUGACGAUAGGAUAUUUAUGGUUCGAAAAUAUAUACAAGCUCCCGAAGAUCUCAUAUAACAAGUAUCAUCCAUAUACUUCAUGGAUUCCUAUAACUGUCUACAUCACAUUGAGAAAUUUCACCCAAAAUUUACGAGGAUACAGCUUGACCCUCUUUGCAUGGCUUGGGAAGGUCACUCUGGAAACCUACAUAUCACAGUUUCACAUAUGGUUAAGAUCCAGUGUGCCAGAUGGUCAGCCUAAAUUGCUACUUUCUCUAAUUCCUGACUAUCCAAUGUUGAAUUUCAUGCUCACUACUUCCAUAUAUGUUGCGAUCUCAUACAGGCUCUUUGAACUAACAAAUACAUUGAAAGUGGCAUUUGUUCCAAGUAAAGAUGAUAAGCGCCUAGCUUAUAAUGCAGUUACAGCAGCAGUUAUAUUGACUGUUCUGUACACACUAUCAUUUGUGUUUCUAAGGCUACCAGUAAUGUUGUUGUGAGACUUGGAAGCAUAUAAGAAGAGGCCCUCGUCCUUUCCCCCAAGGAUCCCGUGUUACAAGAAAAUGGGUUUCCUGAAAGUCCGUUGUAUACAGAUUGUUUUUUGAUAGUUUUAUCUUAUCAGUCACCUUCUUUUUGGAAAUAGCAUGAUACUGAAAGUCAAUAGUUGUACGAGAACGUUUGUAAUUCUUUACAAGUUGUAUUAUGUAAUAUAUGGCUUCAUCCUUAGGAAACAUGUCACACUAGAUUAGUAUAGAUUAUGUAGUUAACAGUUGUAUUUUUUUAGAAGAUUCAGCAUGUAUCAUUAAAGUAAAUGACGUUCCCAUGUUUAAAGGGAUCCAGCAUAUUUUCUCAA